AUAAAACUCCGCAAUUCCUCUCUGGACGGAAGACCUUCAGACAUACACCAAGCACUAUCAUCAGCCCUUAUUCGGUAUUGCACACGAUCGAUUUGACAUCCGUCGAACAAGCGAGAGAAGAGUCUUGAGGUGGGUGAUUCGUCUCCCCGGGACCAUGUCCCGGUUUGAUCGAGCGUCAACUGACCACAUCGAGCAGCGAUUUCACAUCACGAUGAAGCCGUCUCAAUACCUGCUCUCUGCCAUGAUGCUUUUCUUGCCACCGGCCUUGGCCCUCGAGAAAAAGUGCGGAGGGAAGGGGAACGUCUGCUAUUACGACGGCGGAAAGUCGUGCAAAACAUUGUCCACCACCCCGUUCAGAUUCAAAAACCAUCAUGAUGGAGAUCGCUGCUACGACAGGGUUCUUUAUUGGGACUGUGAAUGCCGGUACGCUGAUGCGGACAUUCACUGCGAUGCGACAUGCCCCUAAGUCUGUACCGACAUCACCAUCUCCGUGCUCCGUCACCAGCACGACAACACAACACUCUCAACACCGACUUCACCUUCAACACCUCCGUGCUCCGUCACCAGCACGACAAAAGGUUCAGGCGUCAGACCUUCCAGACUGACCCG
This is a messenger RNA of Zymoseptoria tritici IPO323, 609 nucleotides long. RefSeq lists its product as uncharacterized. The record is from RefSeq and is a predicted model, not a curated record. Bases 155 to 466 code for a protein of 103 amino acids. The transcript has a single exon. Lineage: Eukaryota; Fungi; Ascomycota; Dothideomycetes; Mycosphaerellales; Mycosphaerellaceae.